Molecule: messenger RNA, 935 nt
Organism: Sapajus apella (tufted capuchin)
Lineage: Eukaryota; Metazoa; Chordata; Mammalia; Primates; Cebidae
Gene: HRCT1
Product: histidine rich carboxyl terminus 1
Exons: 1
Coding region: 86-430 (114 amino acids)
Source: RefSeq, a predicted model, not a curated record
GUUUAGUGACAGAGAGGGCUGAGCGGAGGCUGCUGAAGGGGAGAAAGGAGUGAGAAGCGCUGGGUAGGGGCUGUCUGGCUCCCAGAUGCUGGACCUCCUGGGGAGCACGACCCUCACGGGAUGGAUCACAGGUGCUGCUGUGGCAGUCCUCCUGCUGCUGCUGCUUCUGGCCACCUGCCUUUUCCACGGACGGCAAGACUGUGACGUGGAGAGGAACCGUCCAGCUGCAAGGGGAAACCGAGUCCGCUGGGCCCAGCCUUGGCUUUUCCGGCGCCGGGGCCACCUGGGCCAUCACCAUCACCAUCAUCCUGGCCAUGUGUCUCACGUGUCGAAUGUGGGCUUCCACCACCACCACCACCACCACCACCCCCGCCACACCCCUCACCACCUCCAUCACCACCACCACCAACACCCCCGCCACGCUCGCUGAGGCUGCCGCCGUGGGUUCCUGUGGACAGCAGCUGUCCCUGCCUGCCAUCCGUUCCCAGGACAAGUGGACCCCAUGUUUCCAUGGGGAAGGAUGCGUCUCUGGAGUGAAGGAGGGGAACGAUGGCCCGGGGCCUGCGUGGGCUGCAUUUGCAUGCUAUGCUAUGGGGCAUGCUAUGCCCCACGGUACUAUGGCAGCAGAGAAUGGAGGAACACUGGGGCCUGCUACGCUGAAGGGUUUGGGGAGUGGAGAGCAAGAGUGCCUCUUUUGUGACUGUGACUCCCAGUGAGCCCCAGAAGUGACAAGGGUGUCUUGGCAAAGCCAGGACACAAGUGGAUGUGAAGUGCCCAUCUUGACCUCCUCAUCAGACCACUGCAGGCCUCUGGCUGGCGGGGCACUGGGAGAGGCCCUGAGAAUGUCCUUUUGGUUUGGAGAAGGCAGUACGAGGCUGCACAGUCAAUUCAUCGUUGCUUUAGUCCAGGAAAAUAAAAACCACUAAGAAGCUUUU